AUGGCGCGUUCCUAGAAGCGGUUGUCGGCCUCCGUAGGCGGCGGCGGCGUGUGGACGAGCGGCGCGGGGCCAGCCGGGCGGCACUUGGUGUGGAGACGGGGCCGGGGAGCUGUGCUCUUCCGGUCCGAACAGAGCGGUGUCCAUGGAUCUAAAUAGUGCCAGCACUGUCGUCCUUCAAGUCUUAACACAGGCCACCAGCCAGGACACUGCUGUUCUAAAGCCGGCCGAGGAGCAGUUGAAGCAGUGGGAAACACAGCCCGGGUUCUACUCAGUGUUGCUGAAUAUUUUCACGAACCACACUCUGGACAUAAAUGUAAGAUGGCUUGCAGUUCUGUACUUUAAACAUGGAAUAGAUCGCUACUGGAGACGUGGUGCACCUCAUGCUCUCUCAGAGGAGGAAAAAUCAACAUUGCGUGCGGGGCUCAUCACGAACUUCAAUGAACCCAUAAGUCAGAUUGCAACUCAGAUUGCAGUGCUGAUUGCAAAAGUUGCUAGAUUGGAUUGUCCUAGACAAUGGCCUGAACUGAUCCCCACUCUCAUAGAGUCUGUGAAAGUCCAAGAUGAUCUUCGACAGCACCGAGCAUUACUUACCUUCUAUCACGUCACCAAAACACUGGCAUCUAAACGUCUGGCUGCUGAUAGAAAACUAUUUUAUGAUUUAGCCUCUGGGAUUUAUAGUUUUGCCUGCUCUCUGUGGAACCACCAUACAGAUACAUUCCUGCAACAAGUUUCUUGUGGCAAUGAAGCUGCAGUUCUCAGUUCACUAGAACGAACACUACUGUCACUAAAAGUGCUACGUAAGUUAACUGUUAAUGGAUUUGUAGACCCUCAUAAGAAUAUGGAGGUGAUGGGGUUUUUACAUGGAAUAUUUGAACGUCUGAAACAGUUUCUGGAAUGUAGUAGAAGUAUAGGUGCAGACAGCGUGUGUAGAGAUAGACUGGAGAAGACCAUUCUUCUUUUUACUAAGGUGCUCUUGGACUUCUUGGAUCAGCACCCUUUUUCAUUUACUCCUCUAAUUCAGAGAUCACUGGAAUUUUCUGUAAGCUAUGUUUUUACUGAAGUUGGUGACGGCGUUACAUUUGAGCGAUUCAUUGUCCAGUGCAUGAAUCUUAUUAAGAUGAUUGUAAAAAAUUAUGCAUAUAAACCAUCCAAAAAUUUUGAAGAUAGCAGUCCUGAAACCCUUGAAGCCCAUAAGAUUAAGAUGGCAUUCUUCACAUACCCCACGUUGACAGAGAUCUGUAGGAGAUUAGUGUCUCAUUAUUUUUUAUUAACGGAGGAAGAACUGACAAUGUGGGAAGAAGAUCCAGAGGGCUUUACAGUGGAAGAAACAGGAGGUGACUCUUGGAAGUACAGCUUGCGGCCUUGCACUGAAGUACUAUUUAUAGAUAUAUUCCAUGAAUAUAAUCAGACUCUUACUCCUGUACUUCUAGAAAUGAUGCAAACACUUCAAGGGCCCACCGAUGUAGAAGAUAUGAAUGCAGUGUUAAUCAAAGAUGCUGUGUAUAAUGCUGUGGGAUUAGCUGCCUUUGAGCUGUUUGACAGUGUUGAUUUUGAUCAGUGGUUUAAAAACCAACUUCUUCCUGAGUUACAAGUCACUCAUAAUAGGUAUAAGCCAUUGCGACGCAGGGUGAUUUGGCUCAUUGGUCAGUGGAUUUCUGUGAAAUUCAAGUCUGACUUAAGACCUAUGCUCUAUGAGGCAAUCUGUAACCUGCUCCAGGACCAGGAUUUAGUGGUACGAAUUGAAACAGCAACAACUCUGAAGUUAACUGUUGAUGAUUUUGAAUUUAGAACGGAUCAGUUUCUACCGUAUCUGGAGACCAUGUUCACACUCCUUUUUCAGUUACUGCAGCAUGUUACAGAGUGUGAUACGAAGAUGCAUGUUUUGCACGUACUAUCCUGUGUGAUUGAAAGAGUCAACAUGCAGAUACGACCGUAUGUAGGAUGCUUAGUGCAGUAUUUGCCGCUUCUUUGGAAACAGAGUGAAGAGCAUAAUAUGUUGAGAUGUGCUAUUCUGACAGCACUCAUUCAUCUUGUCCAGGGAUUAGGAGCAGACAGCAAGAACCUGUACCCUUUCCUGCUCCCAGUUAUCCAGCUGAGUACAGAUGUUUCCCAGCCUCCACAUGUCUAUCUUCUGGAAGAUGGCUUAGAGUUAUGGUUAGUGACACUGGAAAACAGUCCAUGCAUUACACCAGAAUUACUUCGCAUAUUUCAGAAUAUGUCACCACUUCUUGAACUAAGUUCAGAAAAUCUCAGAACCUGCUUUAAGAUCAUCAAUGGUUAUAUCUUUUUAUCAUCCACAGAAUUUUUACAGACAUAUGCAGUAGGUCUUUGUCAGUCCUUUUGUGAGCUGUUGCAGGAAAUUACUACAGAAGGCCAAGUUCAAGUUCUCAAGGUUGUAGAAAAUGCCCUCAAGGUGAAUCCAGUAUUAGGCCCACAGAUGUUCCAGCCGAUUUUACCCUGUGUUUUUAGAGGUAUUAUAGAAGGAGAGAGGUAUCCUGUUGUGAUGUCCACAUAUCUUGGAGUUAUGGGUCGAGUCAUAUUACAAAAUGCUAGUUUUUUUUCUUCACUUCUGAAUGAGAUGGCACAUAAAUUUAAUCAGGAGAUGGACCAGCUCUUAGGAAACAUGAUUGAAAUGUGGGUUGAUCGGAUGGACAACAUUACCCAGCCCGAAAGAAGAAAACUUUCAGCCUUGGCUUUGCUUUCUCUUCUGCCAUCUGAUAACAGUGUUAUCCAAGAUAAAUUCUGUGGGAUUAUAAACAUCUCAGUGGAGGGCCUGCAUGAUGUCAUGACGGAAGACCCUGAAACAAGAACUUACAAAGACUGUAUGUUGAUGUCGCAUCAUGAAGAACCAAAAGUAACAGACGACGAAGAACCGCCCACAGAACAGGACAAGAGGAAAAAGAUGCUGGCCCUGAAGGACCCGGUGCACACGGUGUCUCUACAGCAGUUCAUCUAUGAGAAGCUCAAGGCCCAGCAGGAGGUCCUGGGGGAACAAGGCUUCCAGUCGCUCAUGGAAACUGUGGACACAGAGAUCGUCACCCAGCUGCAGGAGUUUCUGCAAGGGUUCUAAGAGCACAGCAUGUGGCUGCCCCUGACUCACGCCGGGACGCAGCCUGCCGUCUGUCUGUGAGAGCGAGAGCCCGUUGAGAUGAAGUCAUUGGUGUGGGAGCAUAAGGAAGCACUAAAGUGUAAAGAGUAAAUGUAAAGUCACAAACAUAUUCCUGAAAAGAAUUUAAUUUUGUAUUUAUGAGGGUGUGCGUUUAUUGACAGUAGCUGCAUAGUUUCCUAUUAGGAGAAACUACUUGGUUACUUUUAAUCAUUGGCUCUUCACACUUGGAGAAGAAGGUUAAUAUUUGAGGUGUUUUCUGCAACCCAAAUUAGUUAAAUUUGGCUGCCUUGUCUUUUUUUUUAAGCUAAUGAACAAGUUUUAAAAAUGUUAAGCUGUUCAAAUGAUGCCAUUAACAAAAACAUGUGUGCGCCAGGCAGAACUAGUGACAGACAUCAUUACCUGGAUGAUUGUGCAAGGGACAUAUCUCCAUCUGACCUAGGAUAACAUGUUUUAUCAGACAAAUGCUUUUAUUUUCAUUCUAGUAAUUUGAUUCAGGACUGGUGAAGGCACUUUUAUCUCAUUUUCGGAAAAUCCAUUGUAAGGCCCACAGAAAUGAACCUGUGGUACUCCGGGGCUGGUGGCGGAGAGGUCUCGGGUCACUGUUAGGUCUGCUCCUCACCCUGGGAGCACCGUGAAGGACCGGAGCUCGCGGCUCCCUGGGCUGUGGCGGGCAGCUGUGCACUUGCCGAGUCUGUCAGGGCUCCAGGGCGUGAGAGCUGCGUCCCCAGAGUGCCAGCACUGACAUAACUGUCUUCCGUCCUUACUCCUCCAUUACACCGUUAAUUGGAAAGGGGGAAAGGGGAAAAUAAAGCCUUACUUUGCUUUACUUGCCAUUUAUUGUAAGGAUUAGAACAUUUUUUAGGAGGUUGGAAAAACAUGUUAUCUUUCUGUAGAAAGUCGGGUAUAGAAUGUAACUGCAGGAAAACCACAGCUUCGUUGUGAGCUGUGGAACCCAAAAUGCCUGAAGAUACAUGAUGUUUUCAGCAAAAGAAGAUAUGGUCCAAAUUAAAUUUUCUAAAGAUGCCUCAUGUGA
Jaculus jaculus (lesser Egyptian jerboa) is the source of this 4142-nucleotide messenger RNA. RefSeq names its product importin 11 (gene Ipo11). The transcript has 30 exons. The record is from RefSeq and is a predicted model, not a curated record. NCBI's taxonomy places the organism in Eukaryota, Metazoa, Chordata, Mammalia, Rodentia, Dipodidae. The coding region runs from base 143 to 3070 and encodes 975 amino acids. Gene Ontology annotation, cellular component: cytosol; nuclear envelope. Gene Ontology annotation, biological process: protein import into nucleus. Gene Ontology annotation, molecular function: small GTPase binding.